Molecule: messenger RNA, 2867 nt
Organism: Pistacia vera
Lineage: Eukaryota; Viridiplantae; Streptophyta; Magnoliopsida; Sapindales; Anacardiaceae
Exons: 9
Coding region: 276-2246 (656 amino acids)
Source: RefSeq, a predicted model, not a curated record
CUUUCUGUUUUUGACCAUUCCCUUCCUUCGAAGAAACUUCCAAACAUUUUCUCUCAAAUUUUCUCGAGAAAGUUAACCCAACCAAACAAACAAACAAACGUAAACAACGACGCCUCUUCGCGAAACCUGCCACGAAUUUGUCAUCAUAAUUUACAACCAAUCUUCUUUUCCUUCUUCUUCUUCACAAACGCCAUUUCAAAUUCAAAGUUAAGAUUCCCCAAAACAGCGUCGUUUUGACCAAGAUCUCCGAGUUCAAACAGUUAACCACCGCAACAAUGACGUGUCCCGCGAACUCCAUAACCUACAACACCUCGCUCUGCGCGUGUCCGCCUGGCCAGCUGGCCGGGCCGGCCACCAGCUGCCACGUGUACAACGAGAGCUCGGGGUUUGUGACGGUUUCUGGAGUGCAGGACUACUUCAGCAUGUCGUUUCCCGAGACGUUGUUCGCGUUCGAUUCUAUCAAGAAGUUUAGUCAGUCACAGGCGGUGUUCUUGGAGGGCACGCUGGUGAUGGUGGUGAGCUGGCUGCUGCUGUGUUUCUUUUUGAGGUUUACGAAUGUUGGCGACGGCCGGAAUGUUUGGUUUCGACUCCGGUGGUGGAUUAGUCGCCUCGAUGUUUGUUAUGCUACAAGACAUUGGCUGGAUGAUCAGAAGGUGGUUACAAAGAGGAAAACAGAACUUGGCGGUACUUUUUCAAUAGCAAGUUGGAUACUGUUCAUUGGUCUAUUUGCUGCGUUGCUUUACCAAAUCAUAUCAAAGAGAACAAUUGAGGUGCAUAAUGUGAGAGCUACAAAUGCACCUGAUUUAGCUUCAUUCAUGAAUGAUAUGGAAUUUAAUAUAACCACUGUUUCUAGCAUGACCUGCUCAAACUUACGUGGGCUUGGUACUUUAUUUACUGGAAAUCCUGGCUUCAUUGACUUUAGAGUGGCUCCUCUUUCAAAUUUUGUUAACUAUUCUUGUCACAACACAAGUACUGGCCCAACCCUAAGUUUUAAGUGUAGCAGUUGCCGUCCUUUUCAUGACCAAAUGUACAUUUCGUGGCAGUUUGUUGAUCUUCCCAACAAUCCUGCGACUGCUGUUGGUUUUCAUUUCAACCUAACUGCAAAAGCUCAUGGUAAUAAGAAAUAUGUGAGCUUCGUGAGUGGCAUACUGAAGAAUGGAAGCGAUUUUGAUGAUAGACCAGUUACAUUUAGAGGGACAAAUUCAAAUGUUUUGAAAUUUAAUUUAUUUCCCCAACUAUACCAUAAUUUGAAUGACCUAAGGCUCCUCCAACCUCUUUUUCAUGAGUUUCUACCGGGUUCAUUCUUUCGUGAGACAGCUGCGCUGCAGGCAUCCCUUGAACGUUCUAGUGAUGGACUAAUAAACACCACAAUGUAUAUAAACUUUCUCUCAGCCUACAUCGUUGAGAUUGAAAAUCGAAGUAUAAUUGGUCCUGUGAGCUUUGUUGCAGAUCUUGGUGGCCUAUAUUGCUUUAGUAUCGGCAUAUUUUUCUACUUAUUGGUGCAAUGUGAGUUCAGAAUAAAAAAACUCCGCAAUGAAGAUAGCAUUUUGCGACGAAUUAGAAAUCGUCGAAAAGCUCAAGAGCACUGGGAUAAAUUGAGAAAAUAUGUGAUGUACACUUGGGAUUGUAAGACUUUGCAAAAUGACUACGAAGACACUGAAAAUGGAUCAACUUGCUGUAAUCCCAGGGUUCCAUCACUUCAUAGUAAUGGAACAUUUAACAAAUCUAGGUCUUCCCGGAAACGAAGUCAAAAAAAGGGCAUGGAUACUAUGAGUUUUAACAAGAAAAGCAACUUGCCCUCUGAGAAGUAUUUCCACCAAGUGGCUGAAUAUUUAACUCUGCAGAAUACCAUUCCAGAGUGCACCAAAACUGAAGAGGUGGAGUCUUGUGUAACAGGAACUGCAGCAUAUCCUGAAGGGACGCUGUCACUUCCGAAGGGUGAACCUCCUCUGAACUCGGAAGUGCGUAGCUCUAAAAAUGGUGAGAAAAAGCAUUAUUGUAGUUCAGAUAAGGGAAAUGUCUCUCAACCUCAAGCUGUAGCCCUUGGUGAUGAUAAUAUCAUUCCCCCACCACCUCCACUUGUAGUGAAGGCUGGCUCUGAAGUAGAGAUGUCUGAAAUCCAGAAAAAUUUUCAGCAAUUAUAUGACUUCAAUGUAAUGCUGAGGGAUAAGUUAGUCGCUACACAAUCUUUGCUCCAUGACCUAGCAGUUAAGCCUUCGUCUCCAGUAGCAGAAAGCGAAACAUAAUUGUGAAAACACCAAAGAGUUGCUACCCUUGCUUACAAUUCUGCCAGAAUUUGCCUUCACAUUUGUCGAAGUUUCUUAGAUGUUUGUCCUCGGGAUUUGACCUUUUAAGUAUGUAGCCUGGCCCCUCGUUGAUCUUCCACAGCUGUAACUUACAGGCUCAAGUCUUGCCGCGUUCAAGGUCACUGCUUCGUAAUAGAACGGCAUGGGGAAAAGAAGAACAACUUGGGCUUAUUAAUUGAUGAUCAGCAAUGACAAUUUUAUUGAUAUUAUUUGUGUGGUUACAGCUUUGCUAUAUCUGUCCAAGUAAAAGAUGGCCUGUGGGCAGGCUGCAGAAUUUGAGGUUCUUUGUGCAUUCUGCUGAUCUUGCAUACGAUGUUCGCCAAGCGAUACGUGUGUCGAAAGUAUCGCGAUUUCCUCUUGUAUAUGUUUUAGUUCUUUAUGAUUGGGAAAACAAAUUGGAGGAAGAAGAGAAAAACAUGGAACCAUUCUCUUAUGAUUGAAUUUAUUCAAUUUAUUCAAUUACCUAUAAAGCUAACCAAAUUCUGUGUAUGAAGGGAUUUCUUCACAUUCAAUGCUUCUUAUCUUCUUCUCUACUUGGGUUUUUAUUUUUUUUUAAAUUAU